Messenger RNA from Amblyraja radiata (thorny skate), 1392 nucleotides. It is a transcript of the gene slc31a1, whose product is annotated as solute carrier family 31 member 1. Gene Ontology annotation, molecular function: copper ion transmembrane transporter activity. Lineage: Eukaryota; Metazoa; Chordata; Chondrichthyes; Rajiformes; Rajidae. Gene Ontology annotation, biological process: copper ion transmembrane transport. The transcript is spliced from 5 exons. The record is from RefSeq and is a predicted model, not a curated record. Gene Ontology annotation, cellular component: membrane. The coding region runs from base 242 to 856 and encodes 204 amino acids.
CGAAAAUCAAAAUGCUGCAAAUAUAAAAGCAUUUUGAGUAUGCUAACCUCAUUGGCUCACGGUUGCAUCGUCAGUUGCGUUUUAAUAAAAUUAGUGAGUUAUUGAUGACGACGGAUCCUGACUUGUGUGCUUUCAGUAAACAUUAACUAGCACCUUUAUUAGACAGUCAGCAGAUGACAGAGUGAAUGUGGGCACUCUCCAACAUUGCUGACAUUUCUGUGGCGCGUAGCGAGAGGCAAGCAUGAAUAACAGCACUGAGGUAUUCACGGGGAGUUUGGGGCUGCUUUUGUCCACGCUGGAAAUGAACGGCUCGAUGGGUCACGAUCAUGAUCACAGCCGCAUGUCCAUGGACCCUGGUGGCCAUGAACACCACUCUACGGCUGCACCAAGCCACGGCACUCAUGGCAUGAUGCAAAUGGCAUUCUACUUUGGGUUCAAAGAUGUGUCACUGCUCUUCCCGGGGCUGCUGAUCAAUUCUGGUGGAGGGAUGGUUGGAGCCUGCGUGAUUGUCUUCCUGUUUGCAGUCAUUUAUGAAGGCCUAAAAAUCAGUCGGGAAUGUUUGCUCCGCAAAUCGCAGGUUAAUGUCCGUUAUAACUCCAUGCCUGUCCCGGGACCAAAUGGAACAAUCUUGAUGGAAACACACAAAACGGUCGGGCAGCAGAUGUUCAGCAUUCCCCACCUCAUCCAGACCGGACUGCACGUCAUCCAGGUGGUCAUCAGUUACUUCCUCAUGCUGGUCUUCAUGACCUACAACGGUUACCUCUGCAUCGCUGUGGCAUUGGGCGCUGGUGUUGGAUACUUUCUCUUUAGCUGGAAGAAGGCUGUGGUGGUGGACAUUACAGAACACUGCCAUUAAUGCCGGCUCAGUGGGGAAUUUGAAUGAAUCAGUCCUCACAUCUACCAUCUAAGUAAUGGAUAUACACGCGCACACAGGCACGCACGCACCCGCGUGUAUGUGUCUGCGUUUGUGUAACUAUAUAUAAUAUAAUAUAUCAUUUCUUCCAUGGCUCUCUCUCUUUCUGUGUGUGUUCAGACUACAGUUUAAAGAUUGCUGCUUUAAUUUUGAUCUGCUUCAUGUCUUAAUAGUCAGGAACGCUCUGCCCUUCCUGCAGCCUUACGUAUGACGAAUUGGUGGUGAGGCAGCACUUUUGACCCAAAGAGCUGAGCGUGAGAGCAAAUUAAAACCACGAGACGUAACUUUAUCUGGAGUCACAUGUAAAAUAGUUACAAUAUUAUCUUCUCUCAGAUGGAAUUUUGUAAGAUUCUCAGAAAAUCAUUUGUUAGAUUCUGGUAUUGAAUGUCAAUGCCUUAAUCCCAUUGAUUAUAAAUCAGAAGUAGUUACCUCACAUGUGCAUCUUUCGUUACUAUGAGGUUCAGCAUUAGAACAAAAAA